CAUUACCAUAUGCCCACUUAUCAGGGGCACCCCUCCACCAACACACGCACACCCAAUGGGCGUGUGUGUGUGUGGUGUGUGUGAUGGAUUGCUGCGUGCACGCACACUCCUGCAGCCAAUUAGAAGCCCCGUUAAUCGGCAUUGGCAGUUAAAAGGUUACUAAUAGCGCCUAUAAUUCCCAGUGCCUCGCCAAAAGCUUCCGCAAAUACCUGCAGAUAGUGCGCCAGUUGGAGCAGAUAGUGCGCUGUGUCGGUCGGGCGGGCUGAGGUGGGGGGUGUGUGUGUAUGUGUGGGUGCCCAAGUGGGCUGAUUUAGUCAUCCAGUACCAGUACCUGACCAUAUUGCUCUGUUCCCCCCGCCGCUUUCGUCACUGCGCUCGCUCCCCAAAGUUCCCAAAAACCCUUCGAUAAGAACGCAUUGCCAGUGCUGCGCCCUGAAAUCAGCCCGAUAAGAACUUAGUGUUAAGCGCUACCUCAAAGUGUCACCAUGAUCGGACCCAGUUCGCAGAUCAGCAAGAUCCUGCUCACCCUGCUGUUCCUGCUGAUCAUCUUCUACGUUUUCAUGGACGUGGAGCUCUACCUGCGCAUCCACAACUACGCCAUCGAGCGCAACUACCAUACGAAUGUCUCGCUGCCCGCCUCCGUCGUGGGUCCGUCCACCUCGGAGUCCGGGUCCGGCAGCAUCGGUGGUAGCAGCAGCAGCAGCAUCAGUAGCAGCAGCACCAGUACGAAACUCCCCACCGCCGGCGACCGGCAGCCGUCCUACGAGGACCACACCUGGAUAUCCUGUGAUAUAAACCCGCUUUGCCAUGUGACCGUGAAGGCCAUUCUGCUGGACCACACCAACCACUACCUGUUCGCCCCGCUGGCCACCAUGUUCGACAUCGUGAUCGGCUUCUCGCGCUCCACGUUCAUCACGCCCAACAUGAUAUCGUUUUUCCACGUGGGCGUGGCCUGUCUGGCGGGCAAACUGGUGGCCUCGGACAGCCUGGGCUAUCGGCGGCUGGGCGUGCUGCUCUUCCAGAUCCGCACCUUCCUGGACGACCUGGACGGGCAUGUGGCGCGCGUGCGCAAGCACAUACGCGGCGAGCGCUCGGAGAUCGGCACCUCCGGCUACUAUGUGGACGGCCUGUGCGACGGACUCGGCUGCAUUGCGCUGCUGCUAGGCAUAUUCUUUUACCUGAAGAACAAUCCACCGCGGAGGGGCUACUCGAUCAUACCCAUGAGCGACUCCAAGCUGCCGGAGCCCACCAUGAUGAUACCGAAGAUGAAGGCCACCACGCGCAAGGUGGCCAAGAACGUGAUCAGCUUCACGGGCCAGCUGCUGCUGAGCUCGACGGCGUGGAAUCGCUACAUUGCCGUCUACCAGAACAUGCUGGAGCGCGAGGACGUGAGCGGCAGCCAGUCGCAUUGCCAGGACUACGUGUUCAAGUCGACCUGGUUCUUCUGCGUCGCCUGGAUGUGGCGCAUCGUCAACGUGCACGCCCUGCUGCACUGCGUCCUGCUGAGCAUCUUCUGCGACAAGCUGUGGGACUUCCUGCGCGCGAUCCGGUACAGCGGUUACAUUAUCCUGUUAGUUGCUAUAUGUUUAACUGAAAUGCACAUUCUGGAGGCCCAGAACUACAUUUUCAACUCUACGGCGUGCAGUAAUAUUUCACUGUGAUUUUACUAAUAUUACGAGAAAAUACAAUAAUAUUUGUGUAGUGCAAAUCAGCGAUGCCUUUUUUAAUUGUGUAUAAAUAAUGUAUCAUAAUUGUUAGCCAAUCAUUAAUAUUUCGAAACCAACUAAUGCAUUUUGUCAUUCAAGCGCGGUCUGCAAGAGCAAUCGAAACUCCUUCAGCUGUAAAUAAUAAAUGUUAUUGAUUAAUAAA
This is a messenger RNA of Drosophila mauritiana, 1869 nucleotides long. RefSeq names its product ceramide phosphoethanolamine synthase (gene Cpes). Bases 486 to 1661 code for a protein of 391 amino acids. The record is from RefSeq and is a predicted model, not a curated record. NCBI's taxonomy places the organism in Eukaryota, Metazoa, Arthropoda, Insecta, Diptera, Drosophilidae. The transcript is spliced from 2 exons.